UCACACCGCUCCUGUCCUGACGUGAUGGGAAACUUGGAGAGAAGCCUUUUAUUGUGAUACAAGGAAGUGGUGUUUGAGGAAAUGAUGAGUACAGGAUACUGGGCUGGAGCUUUUCACUUACAUAUUGGAUAUCAUACCUGCAACUCCUAAACCGAUCGGUACGUCAUCCUAUUUGGGGUGUUGAUCAAUUGUUGCCAAAUUGACAUCAGCAGGAUUAGCAAAUCUCCCACACCCAUCCACCGUGGCUGAGGUGCGUAGUCACACUCGCCUGCACAGCAGAGAGGUGUGAUUCAUUUGGUUGAAAGCUCUCCAAGUCCUAAAGUAGAAGAUGAGUGGUUGUAGUUGUCUGCACCCAGAGACUGACUCAGAAGAUGAGUACAACAGGGUUAGUCCUGAAAAAGAGCCAAAAGAGGAGGUGGUGAAAAAGGUGGAUGGAGAUGUGAUCCUGACGGCCGCCGUUGCAGGUGCAGCAUACAGAGCUCAGAACAAUCGUGAUCGUGAAAAAGAACGGCAAAAAAUAAGAGAGCGUGAAAAGAAGCGAGAUCAUGAAAAACAGAAAGAAAGAGAGAAAAAUGCGGAAAGGGAAAAAGAGAGAAGGCGGCAAAGAGAAAGACAGAAACAAGCAGAGAAACAGAGACAGAAACAGGCUGGCAAAAAUAGGCAGAAACAAGCAGAAAAACAAAAAAAAAAAAAAUAGGAAAAUUGUUAGCAUACAAUUUCUAUUGGUUGUGUAUUGUAGCAAAAAUAC
Messenger RNA from Bufo gargarizans (Asiatic toad), 748 nucleotides. RefSeq lists its product as uncharacterized. The record is from RefSeq and is a predicted model, not a curated record. Bases 329 to 697 code for a protein of 122 amino acids. The transcript is spliced from 3 exons. NCBI's taxonomy places the organism in Eukaryota, Metazoa, Chordata, Amphibia, Anura, Bufonidae.